Otolemur garnettii (small-eared galago) is the source of this 573-nucleotide messenger RNA. RefSeq names its product interferon alpha-10-like. Gene Ontology annotation, biological process: cytokine-mediated signaling pathway; adaptive immune response; B cell proliferation. The coding region runs from base 1 to 573 and encodes 190 amino acids. NCBI's taxonomy places the organism in Eukaryota, Metazoa, Chordata, Mammalia, Primates, Galagidae. The record is from RefSeq and is a predicted model, not a curated record. Gene Ontology annotation, cellular component: extracellular region. The transcript has a single exon. Gene Ontology annotation, molecular function: type I interferon receptor binding; cytokine activity.
AUGGCCUUGCCCUUCUCUGUCCUCAUGGCCCUGGUGGUACUCAGCAGCACGCCCAUCUGCUCUCUGGGCUGUGAUCUGCCUCAGUCCCACAGCUUGGGCAACAGGAAGGCCUUGAUUCCCCUGGCUCAUAUGAGGAGAAUCUCUCCUUUCUCCUGCCUCAAGGACAGGAGCGACUUCAGAUUUCCCCGGGAGGAGUUGCGUGGCAAGCAGCUCCAGAAGGCUCAAGCCAUCUCUGUCCUCCAUGAGAUGACCCAGCAGACCUUCAACCUCUUCAGCACAAAUGACUCAUCUGAGGCUUGGAAUAAGACCCUCCUGGACCAGUUCCGCACUGGCCUCUAUCAGCAGCUGAAUGAGCUGGAAGCCUGUCUGAUGCCAGACGAGGGAGUGGAAGACACCGCCCCCAUGAACGAGGAGGACCCCGUGCUGGCCCUGAGGAGCUACUUCCAGAGAAUCACUCUCUACCUGAAAGAGAAGAAAUACAGCCCUUGUGCCUGGGAGGUGGUCAGAGCAGAAAUCCUGAGAACAUUUUCUUCAACAACAAGCUUGCAAGAAAGAUUAAGGAGAGAGGAAUGA